AAAAAGUUAUGACGUCAAUUGUCGGGUUUGACCGGUCGAGCGAUUGGUUCACUCUAAAGCGCAGGAGUUGUUUGCGCUUUCGCUUACCUCGCUUGUUCGCCAAGCCAAGAAGAAGAAGAAGAAGCAGCAGCAGCAGCAGCAACAAAGAAGAAGCAGAAGAAGAAAAGGAAAAUAGAGCAAUGGAAGCUUCAAAGACGAUAGCACACGAAAUCGGAGGCGUCCAGAAUGAUGCUCUUCGCUUUGGUCUUCAAGGUGUCAAGAGCGAUCUCGUUGGAUCUCAUCCUCUCGAAACCGCCUAUCAAUCCACGAGGAAGACGCAGGAGGAGAUGAAGCGGAAGAUCCUUGCAAAUACAUAUGGUUCAGCCUUCCCUUUGAAGAUGGACCUCGAUAGGCAAAUCCUUUCAAGAUUUCAGAGGCCUCCAGGAGCAAUACCAUCUUCCAUGCUCGGGUUGGAGGCUCUUGAUGGAAAUUUGGAGGGUUUUGGUUUCGAAGAUUAUCUUAAUGACCCGCGUGAGUCAGAAACUUUGCGGCCGGCAGACACGCACCAUGGAAUGGAAGUUCACCUGGGUCUGUCCAAGGGACCAGUUUGCCCCACCUUCCUCUGAUUGUGAUGGUUUUCCUGGACACAUACCUACCUACCUUUCAUUUCUACAAAUCCAUAAUAUGUAUCUGAAUUUUAUUACUGCUGCCCUCAGAGGAUAUCCCUUUUGGCUGCUCCACUCAGUUGUACCUUCUCUUGAACUUUUCGUUGAAAAAUUACUCCAUUAACAUUCUCAUAUGCUGUGAGAUGCUGCCCAGGAUUAGAUUGGUAUUGUUUAGUUGUUCACAAUCUCAACUCUCACUAGGCAUAUUUUCAAGGGGCAUUUCCUCAAUUUAUGUUUCGCUCUUUAAGGUUUUCAUUGCAA
Molecule: messenger RNA, 905 nt
Organism: Malania oleifera
Lineage: Eukaryota; Viridiplantae; Streptophyta; Magnoliopsida; Santalales; Ximeniaceae
Exons: 4
Coding region: 9-605 (198 amino acids)
Biological process (GO): proteasome assembly
Cellular component (GO): cytoplasm; nucleus
Source: RefSeq, a predicted model, not a curated record